AUAGCAGCUUGACAAAGGACCACGAUGCCAGUCGACGACAGUGGAACCGGAAAAUAAUAAGUAACAAGAAGACGGACAAGAAAAGAAGUUUAUAACAGACGGCUACAAAAACAUAAUUCGUUUUAUGGUGGCUUUGUCUUGUGAAGUGCCACACUAAGGUCUUCGGGAAUGAUUUGUAUUAAUGCCCCGUAAGGCCGUAAAGACAGAGAAGCCUCCCCUGCUGUUCCUGCAGCGGGCUUCGUGUGGAGCCAAACUCCAAAAUGUUCCUGAAGUCAGAGCAGCUCUCAACCCCAAAGAGUUCUUCACUGAGAAAGAAGAGCACAGCGGAUCAGCUCUUCAUUCGUGGGUAAGCCCACAGUUUGACAUUUCACUUGCAGCUUCACCUCCAGUGAGACGAGGCAGGAGAAGAUGCCAAACCGCCACAAGCAUCCUUGACAGUUGCAGUCAGCUGUCGAGGAAAACCAGCGUGUGCAAAUUCCCCUCGUUGACGUUUCAGACAAGGUCAAGAGAGCAAUCUCACCAAGCAAAGUGUACACACCAAAAGAAAGCCACAGAGUGCGCUGUUGUUUCUGACAAGGGAAACCAACCACGGGGAUCUUGCCAAAUUAAAAGGACCGUUUCAAGUGCGCGGUACUCUGACACGCCAAAGAGACAGACGACUUCAGUCAGAAAAAGAAAUGCGGAGAGAGUUUCGGAUGGUGCUGCAUCCUCCAGCCGACGUUUCGACCAACCUGAAACUCCCCGUGUUCAAGCGACAGAGAUAUGCAGAAUCCCAGGAGAUGGUGCUUCAACACCUGCCUCUAAUGAGUUUAGCACCACAGAGGUAACCAUCAAUCCACCACCUGAUGUGGACACUCCAAAAGUGAUACAAGAAGGGGGUAGUGGUAGUCCCUCCUCUGUACACUUGCUACUGCCUCAGUCAUGUACACCGCCAUGUAAUCAGCCACCUGACAUUUUGGUGGCCGACACACCAGAGAGGGAUUAUGGGUUGAAGGUGACAUGGAGGAGGAGGAGGGGUUUGAUGUUGUUGUUAAAAGAGAGGGGCCAUCUCUCUGAUUCAGAUGUUUUAAUUCACAGCUGAUGUAAAGAGCUGGUAAGAAGAGAUGCAAAGAAAAAUGGCAGUAUUGGAGAUGUAUUGAUUAUUUGUUGAACCUCUUCUGGGAUCCGAACUCUUUCUAUGAGUUAUUUUUAUUGCACUGAAUGGAGCUGCUGCAUACUGAAGUGACUGUGACAUUUCAGUUCACUGGCUAUUUACACAAUAUGAAAUAACAUGUUAUAAACAAAUCAAAAUUACAACGAUUACUGCAAUAUCCCAGUGGAAAUCUGUUUCUGUGAGGGAGAUUUUUGGUUAGACAGACCCCAGUUAUACAGUACAGUAACAGAUUAUGUUGCACAUCAACACAGGCAGUCCAUAUAUACAAUGACAAUACAGUGACCUAUAACAAAAUACACACAUUGUUAUUUUUGUGCUCCAGCUUUUUAAUGGCAGAUAUAUGAGAAAGGUUGCAUCCAUAUAGACUGUAAUUGAUAUCAUAUGGCCAACAUUUAGCAAAACGCUGCAUAAUUUUGUCCAUGAAUUGAAACCUUGUGAAAUAAAAUCAAGGGUGCUUGCAAGCAGACAGUUGGCAACGCUAUGUACCUUAACAUCCCCUUUUGUCUUUCAUAUGUGUUGUAUAAAGUACAGAGAAAUAAAUGUAUAACUCCAAAGAGCAUUACUGAA
Scatophagus argus is the source of this 1720-nucleotide messenger RNA. RefSeq names its product RAD9-HUS1-RAD1 interacting nuclear orphan 1 (gene rhno1). NCBI's taxonomy places the organism in Eukaryota, Metazoa, Chordata, Actinopteri, Scatophagidae. Gene Ontology annotation, cellular component: nucleus; chromosome. Gene Ontology annotation, biological process: recombinational repair; DNA damage checkpoint signaling; cellular response to ionizing radiation. The transcript is spliced from 3 exons. The record is from RefSeq and is a predicted model, not a curated record. The coding region runs from base 182 to 1081 and encodes 299 amino acids.